Molecule: messenger RNA, 858 nt
Organism: Trichoderma aggressivum f. europaeum
Lineage: Eukaryota; Fungi; Ascomycota; Sordariomycetes; Hypocreales; Hypocreaceae
Exons: 1
Coding region: 1-858 (285 amino acids)
Molecular function (GO): hydrolase activity
Source: RefSeq, a predicted model, not a curated record
AUGUCUUGUCCAGACUGUUUCAGAGGAACCAUCCACGAAGGAACGCCAAAAGGCAAAGAGGAAACAAUUCACAAUGUCCUCACAUAUGUCGCCACCCCCGAGACAGGGACCGCAUCAAAUUCGAAAAUCAUCUUCAUCACGGAUGUCUUUGGCUUCAACCUUGUAAACAACAAGUUGCUAGCAGACAAAUAUGCUGCUGCUACCGGAUGCGAAGUCCUCGUGCCCAGCGUCAUUCCAGGAGGUGGAGCACCCCUUUCUGCGAUAGAACUGUUUGACUCCCUAUCGACCCCAGUUGGCCUGUUGGACUUGCCAGGGCAGACAAAGAGAGCUGGGGCUGCCGUUCGAGCAGCAAAGAUUUUCGCCCCAUUCGCAGUCCGUACGCGAAAUGCGUAUCCCAAACUGCUCACCUUCUCUCGCGAUGUCAAAGCUUCCUUGCCGCCCGGCGCCAAGCUGGCUGUCGCUGGAUUCUGCUGGGGUGGGAUGCACUCGACCAAACUCACUGCAGAGCCAGCUGAACAGGGCGGAAACGUAUCUCUAUUCGAUGCCCACUUUGUGGCUCACCCUGCUGGUCUCAAAGCACCCGAUGACUUUUCAGCCGCUGCCAACAAGUUCAAAGUCCCCAUUAGCUUCGCGGUUGGAGAUCUUGACAUGGUACUAUCCAAGGAUAAGGUUGAAGCUAUUGAGUCAAGUUUAAAGGAGUCUUUUGGAGAGAAGUCGGGUGACUUUGAAGUGAAGACUUAUAGUAGCUGCAAGCAUGGGUUCGCUGUUCGAGCCGAUCCGAAGAGGGAGGUUGAAGACGAGGCUGCUAUGCAAGCAGCGGCACAGGCUAGUAAUUGGUUCAAGAAAUAUCUGUUGUGA